ACAAAAUCAUUCGAGCAAGACUCUAAAAGCAACAACAAAACAAACAAACAAUCAACCAACACACCAAUCGAUAGACCAACUAAUCAUGACAUCCAUCCACAACGAAAGCAACGUCGCCGCCAAUGGACGCAAGGUGACCUUUGCUGACCCAGAAGUCACCAUGGAGAAGACCAAAACUUCCACUGCCUUUAAUUCAGCUAUUGAAAAGUUUGGAGGCGGUAAGAGUCUUGUUCAGCAACGCAAGGAAAAGUUGGAAAAGGCAUUGGGGAAGAAGAGCCUGAUUGAACUACGCAAGGAGAAGCUCGAGGAUAUUUGGGCCGCUGAACGUGCCAUCAAGAUGGUCAAGCGAAACAAGUGGAAGGUCGGCGGUUCCGGUUACGGCAGUGGCGUCUACAAGAAGCGUGUUGUGUUGGACUACCAAAACCACAAGGACAAGCAGAGUGAAGUCGCUACUUCCAAGAAGCGCUAUGAGUUGGCCUAAAUGCACAGAUGGGGUGUUGUUGAUUCAUUAUUAUUCUUGGUUUCAUCAUUCAACACAGACUUAAAAUCCUUGAGCGGACCGCAAUCAACAUAAAUAAUCGAUACUACUAGAAUUGGAUG
Messenger RNA from Seminavis robusta, 600 nucleotides. The record is from the annotation of a GenBank genome assembly. NCBI's taxonomy places the organism in Eukaryota, Bacillariophyta, Bacillariophyceae, Naviculales, Naviculaceae.